GCCCGGCUUCUCUGCCGCGGCACGGUCUCCGGGCGGGAGAGCUCAUUGCGCGCGGCGAGCCCCGCCUCCCAGCCGGGCGCGGGGCGUGGGCAUGGAGCCGGCCGCCCCCGCCUAGCCCCGGACCCGCGCCGCUGCCUGGGGCGCCCCGACGUCUCCGUGGGGUGGGCCGGGCGCGGCCUGGCGCUGCGCGGAUGGCCCUGCUCGCCGUUCUCCUGGUCCUCUUCUUGACCGCCGCUGGGAGGUGCCAGGAGCAAGCCCAGACCACCGACUGGAGGGCCACCCUGAAGACCAUCCGGAACGGCGUUCACAAGAUUGACAUGUACCUGAACGCCGCCCUGGACCUCCUGGGAGGCGAGGACGGGCUUUGCCAGUAUAAGUGCAGUGACGGAUCUAAGCCUUUCCCACGUUAUGGAUAUAAACCCUCCCCGCCGAAUGGAUGUGGCUCCCCACUGUUUGGUGUUCAUCUUAACAUCGGCAUCCCUUCCCUGACAAAGUGCUGCAACCAACAUGACCGGUGCUAUGAGACCUGCGGCAAAAGCAAAAACGACUGUGACGAGGCGUUUCAGUCUUGCCUGUCCAAGAUUUGCAGAGAUGUGCAGAAAACACUGGGACUGGCUCAGCACGUGCAGGAUACAAGGGAAAUUAACAGUGAUGAGCGAUCAGUGCUACUGAGAGAGACUCAUUGUCUGGUACAAAAAGUUGGCUUGAAUAGUUGCAUGCAAAGAAAACAUACAGCCUGUGAAACCACCGUGGAACUCUUGUUUGACAGCGUUAUACACUUAGGCUGUAAGCCGUACUUGGACAGCCAACGAGCCGCGUGUAGGUGUCGCUACGAAGAAAAAACCGAUCUUUGAAGAAGAUGCUGCCAAGUGGUGACAACAGAUGAGGACAGAAGAAGAUAACCUUUGACAAAGAGCUAACGUUUUUACAGCCUAAAGUUGCCUUAUUUUCGUGAAAGGAUUAUUUUAAGACCUUACUUUGACAUUAAAACUUCAAACUAAAGAAGCAAAUGCAGGUUAUCUUCCCAGACGUUGCUGCCUUAGUAUGCCGCAUUGUCUUGACCGGUCACAGAAAGCGGUGCAUGUUAAGGGGAGAAUUUUUUAAAGAAAGAGUAUGACUCGAUUUUCACAACUGUAUUUACCAAAAAAUAAGGUCAAACGUGAAAUUCAUGAUAAGGUAUGUUCAACAUUAUCUUAUUUGGAAAUAUGGUGAAGUCUUCACUUAGAAGUAUGUUUGUUUUCCAUAAAAUUUAAAAUAUACAUAUAUGCCCAGAAGGAGCUGACUUUUAUUUUUGCUCUUUUAAUUAACACAUACUGUACAGUUUUUCCAUAAUCCACUGAAACACAAUGAAUAAGCCACAUUUCUAUGACUGAUGGGACUAGUCACAAGGACAAGGGUAUGUCUGUUUCUCUUGUAAAACUGGAACCAUCUGCUGGGACCUCUUAGGAAGCAAAACUAGCAUAUCUAGGUAUUAAUGUAAUGUGCCUAUAAGAUGACAUGAACAAAAUUCAGAAGCGUAGCCAUUCCCAUUUUAUGAACCACUCAUGGCAAAUGCCAUAUUUUGCUAUAACCUUUGCCUAUUGGAGAAAAGAUGGAUUCAGUAAGACAGAAUGAUGAGUUGUUUAACACACAUCAGAGCAAUAUAAUCUAUUAUGCUUUGGUAUUUACUCCUUAGUACUUGGUCUUCAUAAUAGAUUUGGGGAUAUUUUUAAAAGACCAUAAACCUUUUACUAAUAGCGGCCUUAACAAAAUUGUUCUUGAUAUUGUUCAGUUUUGUUUUUUAAGUCUUUAACUGUGGAAUCAAAAGAGAUGGGAAAACAAGAUAGAAAAAACUGUCUUUUAUAGAGCUCAAUUUGUGCUGAAAAUUAGUAACGCAUAUUUAAGAGCAAAUUCCAGAACUUUAGCUGCCUCUGAAAAUCUCUUCAGCCCCUUGGAAAGCUCAGCUGUGUCCCUCUAACAUUUUUGCUUACCACUGGCUGUUGACUUUCCCUAGCCCGAGCUGUGUAUGUCUUCUGGGUAACCUAUGGCCAAAGUUAUUAAGAUAAACCACUUGGAAAGUCAGAGAAAGAUAAUAGCAGGGGAAAUGGUUCUUUUUAAAUCAUUGAGAACUAAAAUAUGUUUUGGAAAAAGACCACAUUUCCUAACUUGGAAUAUAUGUCAUUGCUAAGAACUUGAUAGCUUCCCCAACUGAGAUGAUGGCGCUCUUCUGCUAACAGAUGUCCUCAGUUAAACAAAGCGAGUGUGUCCCUCAGGACUAAGUAAGCAAACUAGACUCCAGUCAGCAAUAUUUGACCAGGUAGCUUUAAACUUACAAUAGAUUCAUGGAUUUUCUUGGCAACCUUGGCUUUCUCAAGAGGACAAAGUCAGAAUGUCUUUGUAAAAUAUUUAAUUCAUUAUCAUAAAUGUACAGAUAUCAGUAGAAGCAGCUUUUAUGUUCAGAUUUUUAAAAACUUGUCUAGGAAUAAUUUUAGAUUUACCAAAAAGUUGCCAAGAUAGUAUAGAGGCUUCUCAUAUACACUUUAUCCCUAAUGUUAACUAAGGAGCCAACAUUGAUUGGUUCUAUUAAUGCAACUCUAGACUUUAUUUUGGAGAAGGAAAUGGCAACCCACUCCAGUGUUCUUGCCUGGAGAAUCCCAGGGAUGGGGGAGCCUGGUGGGCUGCCAUCUGUGGGGUUGCACAGAGUCGGACAUGACUAAAGCGACUUAGCAGCAGCAGACUUUAUUUGACUUACACUAGUUUUUCCACUAAUGGCAUUUUUCUUUUCCAGGAUCCACUCUAGGAUACCACGCUGCAGUUAGUCAUCAUGUCUAAUUAGCCUCUAGUCUGUGAUGGUUCCUCUGUCUUUCCUUAUUUUUCAUAACCUUGACAGUUUUGAGAAGUACCAGUCAGGUAUCCUGUAGAAUGUCCCUCAAUUUGGGUUAGUCUUUCCUUGUGUUUGGACUAGGGUUAUAGAUUUUUAGCAAGAAAACCAAGAGUUGACCAGUUCUUCUCAUCAAAUCAUAUUGGUUGUUGAUUGUUACCAGCUCGUUAGGUUAACUCUAGACAUUUGGUUAAGGUAGUAAUCGUUAGUUUUCUCCACUCUAAAGUUACUAUUUUUUCCCUUCCUAUGCUUCUGUUCUUUGGAAACCAGUCACCAAGUCCUGGUUGUGGUAGGUGGGGGAUGGGCAAGAUUACAUUCCACAUUUUGAUAAGGAAUUUUAUCUAGAUAUACUACUUGAAAUUCUUGUUAAUCUCCCCCUCACCCACUUAUUAUUCAGUUAUUUGUAUUAGUAUGGAUUCAUGCUUAUUUCUUUUGUACUCUGGGUAAUAUAUACAAAUCCUUCCAGCUUGGCUGUUGGGAAUCAGGUCAGGUUGACUCUGUAUGUCUUUGACCUGCACCUUCCUUUUAACUUUUGAGCAUCUCCAUACUUUCUAGCCAGAAAGUAGGAAAGUUGCUUCGGGCUCAUCAUCUAUAUUCCCCGCCCCAGCACUAGAAUCAGCAUCUUUUCAAAGGUUACUUUGAUUGAAGAAUGGUUUCCAAUGGCACUUAGAAACCAAGAUCUGGACAGUGGAUAGCUUGUUUCUACUGGGGUGUCACUGCUUCGAGACCCUUCCACCAAACAGAGCUAGGAAAUAUAUGUAUACUAAUCCAUGUACAUGUACAUAUCUGUAAUUACUUAUGUGUAUAUAUAUGUAUUAAGCUGUCUUCACUUGAAUUCUGUACAACAGGGCAUAUAUUUAAGUUUUAAGGAUGGUAUUUUCCUUAUCUACAGAAUAUAUUAAUGAAAAAAUCACAUGCCAAAAAACUAGCUUUUAGCAGCUCUUUGCAAGACAUAUAUUGAUAUUUUAAAAUAAUAAAACUAUAUUGCCUUCAAAC
Molecule: messenger RNA, 3856 nt
Organism: Capra hircus (goat)
Lineage: Eukaryota; Metazoa; Chordata; Mammalia; Artiodactyla; Bovidae
Gene: PLA2G12A
Product: phospholipase A2 group XIIA
Exons: 5
Coding region: 192-854 (220 amino acids)
Biological process (GO): phospholipid metabolic process; arachidonate secretion; lipid catabolic process
Cellular component (GO): extracellular region
Molecular function (GO): calcium ion binding; A2-type glycerophospholipase activity
Source: RefSeq, a predicted model, not a curated record